Molecule: messenger RNA, 797 nt
Organism: Sinocyclocheilus anshuiensis
Lineage: Eukaryota; Metazoa; Chordata; Actinopteri; Cypriniformes; Cyprinidae
Product: peptidyl-prolyl cis-trans isomerase NIMA-interacting 4-like
Exons: 4
Coding region: 252-638 (128 amino acids)
Biological process (GO): rRNA processing
Molecular function (GO): DNA binding; peptidyl-prolyl cis-trans isomerase activity
Source: RefSeq, a predicted model, not a curated record
CUUUCAACUCAUAUAUGCGCAAAGUUAAAGAUAGUCUUAGACAGUUUCUUUGCAUCGGUUAAAUAGUUGCAUUUGCGUGCGUCGUUUAGCACACAACACAGACUGAAAUAACGUAUACUGUAAAACUGUAGGCUAAAAAAAAGCUGCUGUGUAAUUUUCAGUCUAACCGCGUGGGAAUCUGUUACUAGCUCUUCUGUGCUAGCUGAGGUGUAACGUUAAGUGGAAACACAUCCGACACGAGGAGAUAGAAAAUGCCACCAAAAGGAAAGGGUGGCAAAGGCGCUAAAGGGGCUGCUGCUUCAGGCAGUGGGGACAGUGAUAAGAAGGAGAAGGCUCAGAAAGGUGGUACAGCUGUAAAGGUUCGGCAUAUUCUGUGUGAAAAGCAUGGCAAGUGUAUGGAAGCAAUGGAGAAACUCAAGUCUGGCAUGCGCUUCAGUGAGGUGGCAGCACAAUACAGUGAGGACAAAGCCAGACAUGGAGGUGACCUUGGCUGGAUGACAAGAGGAUCAAUGGUGGGACCAUUUCAGGAUGCAGCAUUUGCACUACCCAUCAGCACUAUGGACAAACCUGUAUACACCGAUCCUCCUGUGAAAACAAAGUUCGGUUACCACAUCAUCAUGGUUGAAGGCAAAAAGUAAAUGGACUGAACAGCUUUUGCAUUUGAUUAAUCUACAACACAGCAUUUUGCAGUCAUGGAUAUUGGUUUUUUUUAAUAUGACCAUGUGAAUAGCAGCCAAUAAAAUUUAUCUUAAUGAGCAAACUGUUUUGAUUAAUGUUUUUUUUCCUCACAAAUUUUG